AUGCGGGCCGUGAAUCAGCCGCCACACCGCCGGGUAUCCUCAGACGUCCUCCGAGGAAUGGGCAACCAGAGACUUUACCAGAAGAACCUGAAGCUGAGCGCUGCCGACAUGUAUCGCUGGAAGCUGUCGUCCCAGGAGCCCUGCAGCAUGACCUGCUCUAUAGGAGUGUCCAGGUCCUUCGUCUCCUGCGUUCGGUACGACGGCGUCGAGGUCCACGACAUGUACUGCGACGCUCUGACCCGACCGGAACCGGUCCACGACUUCUGCAUCGGCAGGGAAUGUCAGCCGAGGUGGGAGGCGAGCAGCUGGAGCGAGUGCUCUCGGACCUGCGGCGAAGGCUUCCAGUUCCGACAGGUGCGCUGCUGGAAGAUGCUGUCUCCGGGCCUGGACAGCUCCGUGUACAGCGACCUCUGCACCAUGGCCGACCUGGAGAGGCCCGUGGAGAGACGGGCCUGCAAGAGUCCAGCCUGCGGGCCCCAGUGGGAGGUGGCCGAGUGGACCGAGUGUCCCGCCAAGUGUGGCCGGAAAGCUCAGGUGAGCCGAGACGUUCGCUGCUCCGACGAGACCCGGCCGUGCGACCCGAUGACCAGACCGCCCAACGUCAAGAACUGCACCGGACCGCCCUGCGAACGCCACUGGACCGUGUCCGAGUGGGGCCCCUGCUCGGGCUCCUGCGGUCAGGGCAAGAUGGUGCGUCACGUCUACUGCAAAGCUCCGGAGGGCCGAGUGGUUCCAGAGAACCAGUGUUCUGCCGAGAACAAGCCUCUGUCCGUGCACCCGUGUGGGGAGAGGGACUGUCCUCCUCACUGGCUGAGCCAAGACUGGGACCGGUGCAACACGACCUGCGGCCGCGGCGUGAAGCGCCGGAUCGUCCUCUGCGUCGGCAUCACCGGAGGAAAGUUCCAGAUCUUCGACGACGAGGCCUGCGGCGGCGGCGAGAAGCCCGAAGAGGAGAACACCUGCUUCGAGAGGCCCUGCUUCAAGUGGUACACGACGCCCUGGUCCGAGUGCACGAAGACGUGCGGCGUCGGCGUCCGGAUGAGGGACGUCAAGUGCUACCAGGGCAGAGAGCUGGUCCGAGGCUGCGACCCGCUCACCAAGCCGGUGUCCAAGCAGACCUGCACCCUGCAGCCCUGCCCCACCGAACCCCCGGAUGAGAGCUGCCAGGACCGGCCCUCCACCAACUGCCUGCUGGCGCUGAAGGUGAACCUGUGCAGCCACUGGUACUACAGCAAGGCCUGCUGCCACUCCUGCAGAGCCGUCCGGCCUCCAGCCUCCUAG
Stegastes partitus (bicolor damselfish) is the source of this 1281-nucleotide messenger RNA. Its product is annotated as ADAMTS-like protein 2. The coding region runs from base 1 to 1281 and encodes 426 amino acids. The transcript has 9 exons. Lineage: Eukaryota; Metazoa; Chordata; Actinopteri; Pomacentridae. Gene Ontology annotation, cellular component: extracellular matrix. The record is from RefSeq and is a predicted model, not a curated record.